This is a messenger RNA of Funneliformis mosseae, 1356 nucleotides long. Lineage: Eukaryota; Fungi; Glomeromycota; Glomeromycetes; Glomerales; Glomeraceae. The record is from the annotation of a GenBank genome assembly.
AUGUCGGUAUUUAAUCAAUCUUUUGUUGCAGCAAUUUGUGCGUUCUUCCUCUUGAUAUCAUCCGUCUUGGUACCUGGAGUUUCUGCUCAAAAUUUGCCCACGGGUCAAUGUGUUACUGAAUUUAAGGCCGAUAAUGACUAUUUUACUGAUAAAGUUACCGUUGAAACCGCCACCUUGUUUAGCGUCGAGUAUUUCAAUCAUUAUAAGCUCGUUACGAAUACAAAGACCAAAGAAGUAUUUGGGCUUUAUCAAUGUGGAACCAUCAAUGAUCUUCCAGCGAACGUCAAGCCGUUUCCCAUUUCCGUAAAUAGUGUCGCCGUGACCGACACCAGCAGCAGCGCUUUUCUCGAUAUGCUCGGACUUCGUUCGGUCAUUAAAGUGUUGGGCUCCGCCGAUUUAAUCUCCUCACCAUGUUUACAAUACGCCAAGGACACUGGGGAGAUCACAAUCCUCUCCACCAAUGAAACCCUUAACGAGAUAACGUUAGGAAAGGUUGAUCUGAUAUUUGGAGCGACUGAUGCUGCGACGGAUCAAAAGUCUGUUUCGGUCUCGACAGCAAAUGACCCAGGAGUAUUAAAUCGAGUUGAAUGGAUAAAAUUUUAUUCCGUGUUUUUUAACGCGGAAUCAAAAGCUAAUGAGGUGUACGGAAAGAUCAAGUCAAAUUAUGAGUGCUUUAAGAAUCUGGUCGUCAAGAACACGCUUGCGGAAAAACCCGUGGUGGCUUGGGUAGCCUACGAGGCUCCAUCAGAAUUUAAUCAAAAUACGGCCGCAUACAAGAUUGCUGAUGCCAUGUUUAAAAAACAAUUGACAGAAGAUGCCGGCGGAAUUUAUUUCAAUUCCACAACCUUAUCUUACUCUAUUUUAGGCGAUUUCCUCAAAGUGAUUGAGAAUGUUGAUAUUUUGAUUGAUGAAACUUUCAUCGCCCCUACCUUGGAUGAUGUUUACAAGAAUUUUGAAUUGACCCCUGAUCAACAACAAUACAAGUUUCUUAAAAAUCAAGCGAUUUAUCGUGAAGAUGGUUUGACAGGUCCAAAUGAUGGGCGAGACUGGUUUGAGAAUGCUGUUGUCAUGGGGGAUGCCUUGCUCGAAGACAUGAUUAACGUAGUUAAUCCUAAAUUACCUAAACCUGAUUAUCAACGUAUUUGGUUAAGAAAUGUUGCCAAAAAUGAGCCAAUUAAAAUUUCUUCUUCAAACAAUUGUUCUGAUAUUAAUCAACCAUCAUUCAGUAAAGCAGACGAUUGUUCAGCUCUUCCUCCCGUUUCUGUCAAAGGAGAUGGUUCUAUUUCUUCAACCCCUACUUUCUUUUCUUAUCUUAUUGCAUUUGUUUUCAGUAUCCUUUUUCCAAUAUUUCAAUAA